AUGGACGCAGCGGACAUUGCUGCGUCUGCGUUGAUUUUGGGGAUUAUCGUCGUGUCGCUGCUGUCCAACGUGCUGGUGCUGAUCUGCUUUCUGUACAACCCGGAGAUCCGCAAGCAGGUACCCGGGCUUUUCAUCCUCAACCUGACGUUUUGCAACCUGUUGCUGAGCGUGUCCAACAUGCCACUUACUCUGGUCGGGCUCGUCGCCACGGAGCACCCCGGAGGAGGCAUCUGCCAGGUGGUGGGCUUCCUCGACACCUUCCUCACCACAAACUCAAUGCUCAGCAUGGCAGCUCUCAGCAUCGAUAGGUGGGUGGCGGUGGUGUUCCCGCUCAGCUACCACUCAAGAAUGCGGCACAGGGACGCAGUGCUGGCGCUGGGAUACACUUGGAUCCACUCGCUUUGCUUCGCUUUGGUGGCCACCUGUCGCUCCUGGGUGGGCUACAGCCAGCUUUACGCAUCGUGCACCCUCUGCAGUGCCCGCGCCAAAGGAGCUGGGACGCAGUUCCUGGUUUUCACGGUGGCUCUGCACGCUCUCACGUUCCUUCUCACACUGGUUGUGAUGUGUGUAACCUACCUGAAAGUGCUGAAAGUGGCGAGGUUUCACUGCAAACGCAUCGAUGUGAUCACUAUGCAGACGUUGGUGCUGCUGGUGGAUAUUCACCCCAGUGUUCGCCAGAAAUGCCUGGAGGAGCAGAAGCAACGGAGGCAGAGGGCCACCAAGAAGAUCAGCACGUUCAUUGGCACAUUCGUGGUUUGCUUCACACCUUAUGUCAUUACAAGGAUUGUGGAGCUCUUCUCCCCAGAGUCUAUACGUCCUCACUGGGGCAUCUUGUCCAAAUGUUUGGCCUACAGCAAGGCAGCGAGCGACCCAUUUGUCUACUCGCUGCUGCGUCACCAGUACAAGAAGACCUGCAGCUUUCUGGUCAAUAAAGCCCUGAAGAGGAGUCCUCUUAACGCCUCCCACGUUAGGAUAGAAAGCAAAGCAGGGAGGAACUCAAACAACUACAACUCAACAAGCAACACUCAGUCAUCACUCAACAAACUCAACCCAUGAAGGCAGUCCCAUUCAGAGACAUUCAGACUGCAGGUGAUGGUGUAGCAAUACACCACACAACUGU
This is a messenger RNA of Nematolebias whitei (Rio pearlfish), 1120 nucleotides long. It is a transcript of the gene gpr26, whose product is annotated as G protein-coupled receptor 26. The transcript is spliced from 3 exons. The record is from RefSeq and is a predicted model, not a curated record. The coding region runs from base 1 to 1056 and encodes 351 amino acids. Gene Ontology annotation, cellular component: membrane. Gene Ontology annotation, biological process: adenylate cyclase-activating G protein-coupled receptor signaling pathway. Lineage: Eukaryota; Metazoa; Chordata; Actinopteri; Cyprinodontiformes; Rivulidae. Gene Ontology annotation, molecular function: G protein-coupled receptor activity.